Messenger RNA from Monoraphidium neglectum, 174 nucleotides. RefSeq lists its product as hypothetical. Lineage: Eukaryota; Viridiplantae; Chlorophyta; Chlorophyceae; Sphaeropleales; Selenastraceae. The transcript is spliced from 2 exons. Bases 1 to 174 code for a protein of 57 amino acids. The record is from RefSeq and is a predicted model, not a curated record.
AUGACCUUCGAGCUCAGCCCUGACGCGCGCAUGUCCGUCUCCCUGGAGUGCGACAACGGCCUGACCAAGCGGUACCGCCUUGACGCCCUUGAGGCCGACAUCCUCCACGCCAGCGUGGACAAGGACGCAUUCCCCACCAGUGCUGUGGCUGAGGCCGCGGAGCUCAACAAGUAA